UGGGUGUUUUUGCAAAAUUCGUGCUGCAAUCGCAUCUUUUUUACCACCUUGUAUUGAGGAUAUUGUAAAUUGCAAGUCAUAACAGUUAUCAAACAUUUGCAAAUAAUAAGUGAAUUUAUAUAUUUCGGCGCAAGCCUUAUCAUGAGAUAAGAGUUAUUAACGUUUUUGAAGUUGCUUCAGGUUUUUCAUUUUUAUUUUAUAUUUUAUACCCUAGUCCAUUAUUGCCAACAAGAAGAUGGAAGGUGCUAAAAAAUUAGCCAACUUAAGACAGUUGAUGAAAACUGUCAAAGUUGAUGAUGUCCAAGGAAUCGAUGCCUACAUUGUAACCAUGAAUGAUGCUCAUCAGUCAGAAUAUAUAAGAGAUAGAGAUAAACGAAUCAAAUUUCUAUCGGGCUUUUCUGGAUCUGCAGGAACUGUUGUGGUUACACAAGAAAAAGCUUUACUUUGGACAGAUGGCAGAUAUUUUGUCCAAGCUGUCAUGGAAUUUGAUCCACCAGAACUAUGGACUCUCAUGAAAGAUGGUACAUCUAAAUCUAUAACAAUAGAAGAAUGGUUGCGCACAAAUUUAUCAACAACUGCAAUAAUAGGAGCCGAUCCUAAUUAUAUGAGCCACAAAACAUGGAGUACUCUAAAUGAUAAUUUAUCCUAUACAGGACAUAGUCUCAAAUCAAUUGAACAUAAUUUAAUAGAUGAAAUAUGGAAGGACAAACCUCUUGAUGGAUAUAAUGAUAUUGUGCCUCAUCCCUUAACUUUUACUGGUAAAACUGCAGGUGAUAAAGUAAAAUAUUGUUUUGAAGAAUUAAACAAAAACAAGGUUGAUGUUUUAGUUAUAUCAGCUUUGGAUGAAGUAGCAUACUUAUUAAAUUUAAGAGGCACAGAUAUAUCUUAUAAUCCUGUAUUUUUCGCUUAUGUAAUUUUACACUCUAAUGAGGUUCAUAUCUUUUUACACGAAGAAAAGUUAACCAAUGCUGCAAGGCAACAGUUGAUAGGUGAAAAAGUCAAUUUUACUCUUCAUGCUUAUGAAAGUAUUGGAGAAUAUUUAAAAAAUGUCAAAAUUUCUGACUCAAGAAAAACCAGAGUGUGGUUGGCAAAUGAUGCAAGUGAAGCCUUAUAUUUCAAAUGUAUUGAUAAAUCAGUACACCAUGCAGUUACUCCACCAUGCUUGAUGAAACUAGUCAAAAAUACAGUAGAAAUAGAAGGUAUGAAACAGGCUCAUAUAAAAGAUGGAGUAGCUUUGAUUAAAUUUUAUUCUUGGCUUGAAAAAGAACUUAACACUGAUGACCAGAAUAAAAGUAUAACAGAAAUCAGUGCAGCUGAAAAACUUGAAGAAUUUAGAAAAGAAGAAAAAGAUUACCAAGGUCCAAGUUUUCCUACUAUUUCUUCUUAUGGAGAACAUGCUGCUAUCAUACACUACAAACCAUCAGAAAAAACAAAUAUUUCUAUAACCACAGAAAAACCUUAUUUAUGUGAUGCUGGUGCACAAUUUUUGGAAGGAACAACCGAUGUUACAAGAACCUUACACUUUGGACAACCAUCAGAUUAUGAGAAGGAAUGCUUUACUAGAGUUUUUAAAGGACAAAGUGGUUUAUCAAUGACUAAAUUUCCCACAGGCAUAAAAGGCAAUUGUUUGGAUUCUUUUGCACGUAAACAUUUGUGGGAUGUGGGUCUUAAUUAUUUGCAUGGAACUGGUCAUGGUGUAGGAUCAUUUUUAAAUGUUCACGAAUUUCCUGUUAUGAUAUCUUGGAGACCUUAUCCUGAAGACCCAGGAGUAAAACCAGGAAUGUUUUUAUCAAAUGAACCAGGAUAUUAUGAAGAUGGAAAUUUUGGCAUACGUUUAGAAAAUGUUGAAAUGAUUGUAAAUGUUGAUACCAAGUACAAGUCAAAUGUGGAGUUUUUAACUUUUGAAACUGUUACAAUGGUGCCAAUUCAAAGGAAAAUGCUUAAUAUGUCGAUGUUGACAGAUAAUGAAAUUCAGUAUUUGGAUGAUUAUCACAAAAAAUGUUACGAUACUUUAAGUCCUUAUUUGCAGAAAGCAGAACAUUCAACUGCAUUAAAUUGGUUGAAAAAAGAAACAAGCCCAAUUAGAAAGUGAUAUGUAAAAUUAUAUAUCGAUUAACAUUUAAAAAAAUUUGUUAGAAAAGAAAAAUUUUUUAAAAUCUUUCUUACUGUUCCAUGAAAAUGUAAGUUUCAUAAGCUGAUAAGUGAUGAAAAAAAAAAUUUGAUUUAGCAGAUGAAUUGAUUGAACUGAAAAUGAAUUUCAUACAAAUAUUUUCUAAUUUUAAUAAAAAAAAUUUUAAUAAAAAAAAAUUAUAUUUUGA
Trichogramma pretiosum is the source of this 2318-nucleotide messenger RNA. Its product is annotated as xaa-Pro aminopeptidase ApepP. NCBI's taxonomy places the organism in Eukaryota, Metazoa, Arthropoda, Insecta, Hymenoptera, Trichogrammatidae. Bases 236 to 2092 code for a protein of 618 amino acids. The record is from RefSeq and is a predicted model, not a curated record. Gene Ontology annotation, molecular function: metalloaminopeptidase activity. The transcript is spliced from 2 exons.